GAAACCGCGGUAACAGGAGUGAGGGGAAGUCGGGGACUCUCUCCCCACAAUCAUAGCUACUAUCCAGCUCCUUUCUAAGGAUUCGUUGGCUGCCUUUUCCGAGAGCUGCCUGAGGCCAAGUGGGAGUGAUUUUGAGUGAUGCAGCGGAGAAUGGAGGCCAGAGGGGAGCGGGCCGUGCAGAAAAGGCAAGUCCUAUUCCUUUGUGUGUUUCUGGGGGUGUCUCGCGCUGGCGCGGAACCGCUUAGGUAUUCUGUGGCAGAGGAAACUGAGAGAGGCACCUCUCUGGCCAACCUGGCCACCGACCUGGGAUUGGGGGUGGGGGAGCUGUCAGCCCGGGGAGCUAGAAUUGUUUCAGACCAGCACCUGCGAUUUUUACUGCUCAAUCUGCUUACUGGGGAUUUACUUCUAAAUGAGAAAUUGGACCGAGAGGAACUGUGCGGCCCCACGGAGCCCUGUGUGCUGCCUUUCCAGUUGUUACUGGAAAAGCCUUUUCAGAUUUUCCGUGCUGAACUGCGGGUCACAGACAUCAACGAUCAUUCUCCAGCAUUUCUAAAUAGAGAGAUUCCCCUGAAAAUAUCAGAGAGUACCGCGCCAGGGGCGGCAUUUCUGCUCGAAAGUGCCCAGGAUCCAGACGUGGGAACCAACAGCCUGAGCAACUACACCAUCAGCCCCAAUGCCUAUUUCCAUCUCAAUGUCCUUGGUGAUGGGGAGGGGAGUGUGCUUCCCGAACUGGUUCUGGAGCAGGUGCUGGACCGAGAGGAGAUGCCUGAGCUCAGUGUAACUCUCACGGCCUUGGACGGCGGCUCUCCGCCGCGAUCCGGAACCGCCCUCCUGCGCAUCCGGGUCGUGGACAUCAAUGACAACGCUCCCGAAUUUGUGCAGUCCCUCUACAAAGUGCAGGUGCCCGAGGACAGCCCCACUGGUUCCCUGGUUGUUGCUGUGUCAGCUAGAGAUCUAGACGCCGGGAGCUACGGGGAAAUAGCCUAUGCAUUCUUCUAUGCCACGGAACGAAUUCUCAAAACGUUUCAGAUCAAUUCGACCUCUGGCAAUCUUCUUCUUAAAGGCCAAUUGGACUAUGAAGCAAUUCAAACUUACACACUCACCAUUCAGGCCCAAGACGGUGGAGGGCUCUCCGGAAAAUGCACCGUGGUGGUUGAGGUAAUAGAUAUAAAUGACAAUGAACCAGAACUGAUCAUGUCAUCGCUAAGUAGUCCAGUUGCAGAAAAUUCACCUGAGACCGUCGUCGCCGUUUUUAGGAUCAGAGACAGAGAUUCAGGCAACAAUGGGAAAAUAGUGUGCUCCAUUGAAGAAGGUCUCCCCUUCCUCCUAAAGCCAUCUGUAGAGAAUUUCUACACCCUGGUAACCGAGGGAGCGCUGGACAGGGAGGCCAGGGCCGAGUACAACAUCACCAUCACCGUGUCCGACCUGGGCACGCCCAGGCUGACGACCCGACACCACGUCGCGGUGCAGGUGUCCGACGUGAACGACAACGCCCCAGUCUUCAGCCAGGCCGCCUACACCCUGCUGGUGCGCGAGAACAACAGCCCCGGGCUGCUCAUCGGCUCCGUGAGCGCCAGCGACAGGGACGCGGGCGCCAACGCGCAGCUCACCUACUCGCUGCUGCCGCCGCCGCCCCAGCAGCAGCCGCAGCCGCAGCCUCAGCCGCCCCAGCCGCCGCAGCCCGACGUGGCGGCGCUCGUGUCGGUGCACGCGGACAGCGGGCAGCUGUACGCGCUGCGCGCGCUCGACUACGAGGCCCUGCGCGCCUUCGAGUUCGGCGUGCGCGCCGCCGACCGCGGCUCCCCGGCGCUGAGCAGCGAGGCGCGCGUGCGCGUGCAGCUGCUGGACGCCAACGACCACGCGCCGGCCGUGCUGUACCCGCCGGCCAACGGCUCGGCCGCCUGCCCCGAGCUGGUGCCGCGCGCGGCCGACGCGGGCUACCUGGUGAGCAAGGUGGUGGCGGUGGACGGCGAUGCGGGCCAGAACGCCUGGCUGUCGUUCGAGCUGCUCAAGGCCACGGAGCCCGGGCUGUUCGGCGUGUGGGCGCACAGCGGCGAGGUGCGCACGGCGCGGCCGCUGAGCGAGCGCGACGCAGCCCGGCAGCGGCUGCUGGUGCUGGUGCGGGACCACGGCGAGCCGCCGCUGUCGGCCAGCGUCACGCUGCACGUGCUGCUGGUGGACGGCUUCUCGCAGCCCUACGUGGCGCUGCCCGACGCGGCGGCGGCGGCCGAGCCGGCGCGGCCCGACUGGCUCACGGUGCAGCUGGUGGUGGCGCUGGCGGCGGUGUCGUUGCUCCUGGUGCUGAGUGUGCUGGCGCUGGUGGCGGCGCGGCUGUGCGGCGGGGGCGGGGGCGGGGGCGGGGUGGGUGGCGGGGCGGGGUGUGCGCUUGGCGUUGGCGGCGGCGCGGGUGCGGAGGGCCGCUUCCCGGGGCCGCUGCUGGACGUGAGCGGCGGCGGGACGCUGUCGCACAGCUACCAGUACGAGGUGCGCCUGACGGGCGACGCUGGGACCGGGGAGUUCAAGUUCAUGAAGCCGGUUAUCCCUAGUUUCUUUUCCCAAAGUACAGGGAGAGAAAUUGAAGAAAACCCUUCAAUUCAAAACAAUUUGGGUUUCUGA
This is a messenger RNA of Lepus europaeus (European hare), 2616 nucleotides long. It is a transcript of the gene PCDHB7, whose product is annotated as protocadherin beta 7. Lineage: Eukaryota; Metazoa; Chordata; Mammalia; Lagomorpha; Leporidae. Gene Ontology annotation, molecular function: calcium ion binding. Gene Ontology annotation, cellular component: plasma membrane. The transcript has a single exon. The record is from RefSeq and is a predicted model, not a curated record. Gene Ontology annotation, biological process: homophilic cell-cell adhesion. Bases 139 to 2616 code for a protein of 825 amino acids.